This is a messenger RNA of Cryptococcus wingfieldii CBS 7118, 711 nucleotides long. RefSeq lists its product as hypothetical. The coding region runs from base 1 to 711 and encodes 236 amino acids. NCBI's taxonomy places the organism in Eukaryota, Fungi, Basidiomycota, Tremellomycetes, Tremellales, Cryptococcaceae. The transcript is spliced from 9 exons. Gene Ontology annotation, cellular component: nucleus. The record is from RefSeq and is a predicted model, not a curated record.
AUGCCGUGGCUCAUGAAGGCCGAGCCCGACUCCAGAGUCUUCUCAGUCGACGAUUUCGAAGAGAUAGGCGUGUCCCCUUGGGACGGUGUCCGCAAUCAUGAAGCAAAGAAGAUAAUGAAAGAUAUGAUGAAGAAAGGGGACAAGGUCCUGUUUUAUCACAGCAACUGUAAGACCCCAGGGGUGUUUGCUUUGGCCGAGGUCGUUAGAGAAGGAUUUCCAGACUAUACUGCUUGGGAUCCAACACAUCCUUACUACGACGCAAGGUCCUCACAAGAGUCUCCGACGUGGUAUAUGGUCGAGGUCAAAUUCCAGAGUCGGUUAGCCCACCCUCCGACUCUUGCCUUGAUAAAAAACAUUGCGACACAAUCAGAUCUUCCAAGCGAAAUUGCCUAUGUCGGUCAAGAAGGUUUGGAGGCUAUCAAGGCUAUGGCGCUUGUCAACAGAGGACGACUCAGUGUCCAACCUGUUACAGAGACUGCCUAUGAGGCGAUUGUCAAACUGGGCAGCCAGGGGGGGUGGGAAAGCCUGUCGGGAAAAGCUGCGGGAAGCAAGAGUUCCAAGAAGGCAGAGACGACAAAAGCUGCGCCACCGUCUCAGAAGCACGUAAAGGAGGUGACAACAAAGUCACCAGCUGCGCCGAAAAGGUCCCCCUUGAAACAAGAAGAUGGCGAUCGCAGGCGCAGCAAGCGUACAAAGAAGUCGUCAAAAUAG